Molecule: messenger RNA, 1758 nt
Organism: Rhizoctonia solani
Lineage: Eukaryota; Fungi; Basidiomycota; Agaricomycetes; Cantharellales; Ceratobasidiaceae
Product: Triose-phosphate Transporter family
Exons: 10
Coding region: 1-1758 (585 amino acids)
Biological process (GO): phosphatidic acid biosynthetic process
Cellular component (GO): endoplasmic reticulum membrane
Molecular function (GO): ATP-dependent diacylglycerol kinase activity
Source: RefSeq, a predicted model, not a curated record
AUGGCUGGCGUGAGUACUGAACCGAGGCCUUCGCCGCUCAAGGUGGCGGCUUCCGUAUCCUUUUACAUGGUCGCUGCGAUUGCUAUGAUUCUGGCUAACAAGUGGGUUUUAAACGAGACCGACGCGCCCGUCUUUUUCCUGUUUUGUCAAUUGGUAGUGGCUGUCCUGCUAUUUGUCAUCGCGCAUGUGGUCGGCAUUUUAAAGUUACCGAGGAUGGUGGACGGGCCGUUGCUCAAGGGACUAAUGCCGAUGAUCGCGGUGAACGUCUUAGGCCUAAAUUUUAACAAUUGGUGUCUCAAAUACGUCGAUGCAUCGUUUUACCAAAUCGCACGAGGGCUGGUGCUUCCGUUUACAGUGAUCACGUCGAUCAUGUUCCUCCGCGCUGCGCCACCGUCGAAACGAAUCUUGUUGGCCUGCUCGAUCGUCACUGGCGGGUUCUUCACCGGUGUAUUCUUGGACCAUGUUACCGCCAGCGGUCUCGCGUCGUCCAAAGAUGCUGCUUCUCAACCUCAAGGACCCUCGGCGCUGGGCGUAUUCUUCGGGAUUCUUUCGUCGAUGAGUACGGCUCUCCAGGCGGUUGUGAUCAAGCGGGCUUUGGACGUGGUAGACGGAUCUGCGAUCGAUUUGGCAUGGUACACAAACCUACUGAGCGCCAUCGGGACUAUACCAGUGAUACUCCUAGCCGGUGAACUCCCCUCGGUGCUUAGUUUAUUAUUUGGCACAACCAACAGCGCCGCGCUGGGCACGUUUUUGUGGGGUACGGCAGUGACGUCGGUGUACUUGAUGACCUUUGACACGCCCAUCUACUCUGUGGGAGGCACCGUCCGAACUGCCCACAAGCGCCCAAACCGGUCGCGGCCAUCGCCUUGCUCGUCCCCGAUAUCCUCACCGAUGCAGGUAUCGCCCUAUCCGCCCAUCUUCCCCAAGCGAAGCCCCAGUGUUGGUCUUCGCCAGCGCCGACGAGACAGCACAGACAUUCCCUCUGUCGAUGUUGCAGUCCAGGCAGGAAAUGGGAAUUUGGAAAAUUUGUUCGAGGACGACCUGAGCACUCCCGAGCUGCUCGAACCGCCCUCUUUACCGCCUGCCAAGAUCGACUGGGAGAUUCCGCGCAAGGCUCUGCAUUCCUCCAUCGGUUUCCUCGUAUUGCCCUUGUAUUUUUCGCGUCCCGAAGUCGCCCCGAUAAUCGAGGCGUUGACAUAUGGAUUGGCAUUUGUCACGGCUGCCGAUGUCCUCCGACUCAACAUUCCCCCUUUGCUCGCCUCUACGAAAAAUUCCUCGAAAGCGAUCAACGGCGUCAUCUGGUACCUUGUGGGGGUCAUCUUUGUCCUCAAGUUCUAUCCUCGGGACGUCGCAGUGGUUUCCAUCCUCAUUUUGUCCUGGUGUGACACGGCCGCGUCCACUGUUGGUCGGGCCUGGGGCCGGUACACACCCAAGCUGCCCCGUAGCAUCCUCUACAUCCCCAUUGCCCCUCGCAAGUCUCUCGCCGGCGCGCUCGGAGCCAUCGUAACCGGUUCUCUUAUCGCCUUCUCCUUCUGGGGAUGGGCCGUGACUCCCGAAUACAUUCCUAACGAGACUCCCGCCUGGCACUGGGCCCAAGGAGGCUGGCUCGGUCUCGGUGCCCUGAGCUUGUGCUCCGGUCUCGCGGCGGGAAUCACCGAAGCGCUGGAUAUCGGAGGACUCGACGAUAACCUCACGUUGCCUAUCAUCAGUGGUGGCCUCGUCUGGGGAAUUGCUCGUUUGAUUACCGCCUUGCUAUAG